AUCGGUCGGUUGAUAGCGCUGCAGGCAAUCAGGCUUCAGCAGCCUGGGCUUGCGUGUGCCUGUGUGGUCGGUUCCCCACUUCCCAACAGCCUCUCUCGCGUGGUCUCGUCGGUUCUUCCUCACCGCUUGCGCUACUCGCGAUCCACCAAACCAUGUCGAGCGGGGUUGGCGGCGGCGGGCGGCGAGGGUGGAGCCCGUUGGACGCGAUCCGCAGCUUCCCGUCGACACCCGAGUCGCUCAUGUCGCAGAUCGACGCGGCCAUCGCCUCCACCGAGUACGCCCGCGCCUGCGCCCUCCUCGACCCCGCCCCAGCCUCAGCCUCCUCGCAGCCGCCGGCGCAGCCCGAGACGGGGCCCGAGGGUCAGGGCCCCCCUCCGGCCUGCUACGACGCGAAGGUCGCGGACGAGGCGUACCGCGCGGCGUGCGCGGCGCUGGGGGCGGGACGGCCCGACGCCGCCGUGCGGUCGCUGCGGGCGGCGCUGGCGAGCUGCCCGCCGGACAAGGCCGCGGCCGUGGCCAAGGUGAGGUCCAUGCUGGCCAUCGCGUCAGCGCAGCUGCACAAGCAACAGCACCAGGCCCAGCAGCAGAGCAGGAAGUGAGCCAGUGAGGUCGUCCCACUUCGUCGUAGCUGCAACUUGCUGAUGUAAUUACCGCGAUAUCUCAUUUGGGCAUUCGGCCAUGAUCAGAUGCACUAAUCGUUCAGGUUAAUGCAUCCUGUUCCAUUUGCAGCCAUGUAUGUGGCCCAUGUCAUGGAAAGGGAAUCCUGUGUAGUGCCACUGCCAUCUGCCCGUCUAAUAAACAAUUCGCUAGCAUUCGUUACACAGGGUGUACUUGAUCAUCUGAGCAAAAUCUCAUCAUCUCUUCAGUAUGUUCUGUCAGAAUUACAUGUACUGAAUCCAGCAUCAAUAGCAAUCUUGCAUACA
Sorghum bicolor (sorghum) is the source of this 923-nucleotide messenger RNA. RefSeq names its product sprouty-related, EVH1 domain-containing protein 3. NCBI's taxonomy places the organism in Eukaryota, Viridiplantae, Streptophyta, Magnoliopsida, Poales, Poaceae. The transcript has a single exon. The record is from RefSeq and is a predicted model, not a curated record. The coding region runs from base 153 to 599 and encodes 148 amino acids.